Molecule: messenger RNA, 1282 nt
Organism: Benincasa hispida (wax gourd)
Lineage: Eukaryota; Viridiplantae; Streptophyta; Magnoliopsida; Cucurbitales; Cucurbitaceae
Product: wall-associated receptor kinase galacturonan-binding protein
Molecular function (GO): polysaccharide binding
Source: RefSeq, a predicted model, not a curated record
CUCACUCACUCCUCCAUCUCCUUCAACAAUGUCAAGAACAUCUCUCCUAAUUCCUCUCUCCCUCUCUCUCAUCCUCUCGUCUCUUCCACCAUUCAGUUCCACCACCAACAUCCACUCCGACGCCUGCCGCUCCUUCUGCGGAAACAUCACCAUCGACUAUCCCUUCGCUCUCCAAUACGGUUGCGGCCAUCCCGGCUACCGCGAUCUUCUGUAUUGUAUGAACGAUGUUCUAAUGUUCCACAUCCGAUCCGGAUCCUACAGAGUAUUAGACAUCGAUUACGCUUACGAAGCCCUAACUCUCCACGAUCCUCACAUGUCGACCUGCGAUACCAUCGUCCUCGGCGGUCGAGGCAAUGGCUUCGACAUCGAGGAGUGGCGGUCGCCGUACCUGAAUCCGACGGCCGAUAACGCCUUUCUCCUUAUCGGUUGCUCCGCCCAAUCGCCGCUCUUCCAAGGGUUCCCAAAUAAGCAUCUGGUUUGCAGAAACAUUUCGGGAAUGGGUUGUGAGGAGUAUUACGACUGUCCGGCUUGGGAUUUAUUGGGCCACAGAAGACCGGGCCGGGUUUAUGGGUCCGGUCCACCAGAGUGCUGUGCGGUUCCUUUUGGGUCUAUUAAGGCUAUAAAUCUCACGAAGCUUCAGUGUGAAGGGUAUAGUAGUGCCUAUAAUUUGGCCCCGUUGAGGAUUAAUGGGCCUGAUGAAUGGGCCUAUGGAAUUCGUGUGAAAUAUUCAGUUCAAGCAAAUGAAGACUUUUGUCGAGCGUGCCAAGCCACUGGUGGCACGUGCGGGUAUGGUACGGAUAGUGUUAGACAGGUGUGUAUGUGUGGGAGCUCCAAUUCUACCUCCACUUGUGAUUUUGUUAUGAGCACGUUACCAAGGAGGAUGACAUCAUGGACAAUAAUCAAGGCCAUCUUAGCAGGAAGCUGGAUGCUGAUGUUGUAGACUGAGAAGAACAACUACGAAAUAUUGCUUGUAGCCAAGCCAAAGAAACUUCUUUGUGCUAAGUUAAUUUCCAUGGGGCUGAAUAUCAAUACGUACACGUGUACGAUGGGAAAAUAUUUAUGAAUUUUGAGCAAUUUUAUAGAUUUAAUGGGGGCAGGAAUGGAAUAUCAUAAAAUUUUGUUUUUGUUUUUGUUCUGUUUUCUUUUUUGUGUUUUAUGUUUUGUUUUGUUCGUUUGUUUUUCUUUUUGAGAUAGAAUAUUAGGUUGCUGGGAGAAAAUUGAGUGGUUUUUGUAUCAAUUUUCAUGAAUUUGAAUUACAUUGAAAAUUUAGAAAAGCAAGAUU